Didymella exigua CBS 183.55 is the source of this 1344-nucleotide messenger RNA. RefSeq lists its product as uncharacterized. The transcript is spliced from 2 exons. Gene Ontology annotation, cellular component: endoplasmic reticulum palmitoyltransferase complex; extrinsic component of endoplasmic reticulum membrane. The annotation marks the transcript as partial. Gene Ontology annotation, biological process: peptidyl-L-cysteine S-palmitoylation; protein targeting to membrane. The record is from RefSeq and is a predicted model, not a curated record. Lineage: Eukaryota; Fungi; Ascomycota; Dothideomycetes; Pleosporales; Didymellaceae.
ACGAUUACUUCACGCAGCCCCCCACCUGCGACGGCGCCGCCUGCUGCGACCGCGACUGAAACCCCGCCGCCCCAACGCUGGUCGCUCACGAAUCGCAUCUUCAGCCUCAGCCUGCGCGGCGUUUACCCUGCGCCGAGUGCGAGCGCCGGUCCGCCGAGAAGACCUGGCCGCCUGUGGAAUCCGGAGAAUAGCUCUCCACGCGCACGGCCCGCUGCCAGUCGUCUGCAGCAGCAGCAGCAGCACCAGGACCACCACCACCACCACCACCACCAGCUCUCGCACCACCACCACCACCCGCCCAACGUCCCCCUCGAGCGCCCUCGCUCCGAGCGCGACGAGUACCCGCUCCUGACCCUCCCGCAGCGCCACCAGAGCCGCCAGAGCCCUGCCUCGAGCUCACUGCUUGUCGAGCGUCCCACCGCCGGCGACGACAUCAACCGCAGCGGGCGCACCAGCAUCGGCCUGCCGCGCGACCAGGCCCGCGCACGCACCAGCCUGCAGCACGACGACCAGUCUCGCCCGCCGACCCCCGGGCCCUCCAUGUCGGUUGCAUACGAUGCACCGCCGCCCAGCGCCCCGCAGCACGCAGCCACUCUCGACGUAGAAGCCGGCAAGCGCGCGCCACCGCAGAGCCAGGCUGGCAGAGCGAGCCUGCCGGACAGCGCACGGACGAGUCUGAGCAGGAGUCGCAGCAACAGGACACACGGCGACGGCGACGAUGCAUCUGAGUUUCCCUGGGGGCCCUCGCAUCCCUGCUUCCCGCACCCGAACCCGCAUGUCCCGCUCGACAGCGACCUGUACGACGCGACCAAGAUCAUCCGCAUCAAGCGUGACUGGAUGGUCAAAGGAGACCUGGCCCCAACCUUCGCCAACCUGUACCCCGAGAUCCUGGACCCGUUGAUCAACGAAGACGAGUUUAGAGAGUUGGUCAAGAAGAUCAACGACUCGCUUCUGGCAGCAUUCGACCCCUUCACCUUCCGUGCCUGGCUCGACUCUGUCAUGGGUGUAGCGACCUUCUGGCUGUGGGACGACGUAGGCAUGUCGGGCGUGAAGAGGCAGCUGAACGAGCUAGAGAGCUGGAUAGACCAGUGGAACAGGGAAGUGGGCGAGAAAGAGGCGGUCAAGAUCAUCCCGUUGCGGCGGACGGGCUACCUCACACUCGAUAUCCAGAUCCCAGAUCCCCAUCUCGGCCCAGACAAUGGUACAGCAUCUAGACCGGACACACGAGAAGUCGAGUUCGGACACGAAGUCCGCCAGAAGCACGAAGACUUUGAGAGUUACACCAUCCCCACGCCCACAUUGCAGGUCAACUCCAUGCCGCCCGCUAUCCAGACCCAGUCGUAG